UAAAUUAGCACGAACUCCCGUACUGUUUUAAAAUUGCAUGUUGUAACUCAAUUUAUAACCCUCUAUAUAUCAAGAAUAUUGAUCAAGCAAAAGUUGAGAGAAUAAAAUUUACAUUCAUCACGAAAGGUAACGUGUUUCAUAUAUUAUGUGGCGGCAUUUCGUACGAAUCGGUCCUUUUAAGCGCUAUCAACCGCCUAUAGUAAAGUAAGCUUCAAGUUUAUAGCUGUCAAAAAACGCUUCACUUAUGUCAAACUCAACGCCAGAGUAGAGAAAAGAAAGAAAUUCCAUCAAGCCAUGAAAAAAAGCAGCUGGACACGCUUCCUGUUGUAUUUAACGUAACUUCUUUGUGUUAAAUUCAAUUUAGGGUAAUUAAAUUGUGCAUUUAGUUAACGUUUAUUUGCAACAAAGCAACAUCGCCAUACUUCUUAGGCAAUUCAAGCACGCGUUGCUGGGAAGCUCAAGGUGCUCAAGACGACUGGCCAUUUACAAGGAAAAUGAGUGAAGAAGCACCACCAUCCAAGAAGCGAAGACUUGAGGAUUUCACUGAAGACCUGGACACCGAUAGACAGAUAGAUGAUGACAAGUUUGACAACUUUGUCCGGCCCGAGGAGUUGGAGAAGCUGCGGGAGUUCAAGGUCCUUGAUGAGGUCAAGUCGAAUGAUGAGGAUAGCGAAGAGGAGACGGAUGAAGAGGAUGAUGAUGGCAAGUCCGAGGGCGUCCCCGAAGAUGAAAUAGAAAAAAUGCUGGAGGAAGACCUCCCGGAGGACUUUAAGGCGGCCCCCAAGCCUAAGGAGAAACCGUACAUAACUAGACAGAAGACUGUUUUAGAAGAAAAGGGAGUAAACCAAUUCGAAGUGCUUCCACUGGAUUGGAUGAUGGUACGACACUAUAGUGGGAUGCCCGUUUACAUGCAUCGCGGGACUCGCGUCUGCACGCUGGCGAAACCAUACUCGCUCGGCAAGGGAAACACCAGGCGGCACGACAUCCCAAUUAGUGCUAUACCGUGCCUCGCGUACCGGCGCGCUCUAGAAGAGGAGGAAAAACAAAAAGAGAUAGACGAAAAGAUCAAAGAACAGAUCGAGAGCGGCGCCUGGGCUAGAACGGGACAGAACGUUCAUAAUAAGAAUGUAACUAACAAUAGCAAUAAUCCUAGGCAGGAAUAUAACAUUAUUAGUGGAAAUGAUGAUAGUAGUAAAGAAACUUAUAGCCACGAUAGUGAAUUAGUUGAUAAUCUUAAACCUAGCGAAAACUUAGAAAAUACACAAUCAAACGAAAUACGCGAAGACAUAUUAAAUGCUACAGAACAAUUAUCAAAGGAAAUACAAGAAAUGAAACAAGAAAUUUUAAUCAAGGAAGAAAUAAGUAUGGAGCUUGAAGAUAUAACUAAUGAAAUAAAAAUGGAGUGUCCUUUUAAACGCAAUAAGGAAAUUGAAACAAAUGAAAACGACGAUAAAAAUGUGAAAGAAAUCAAAAUACCUGACGAAGAAAAUAAAAUAACUAAUGAAUUAAAUAAAAUACCUGACGAAGAAAACAAAAUAACUAAUGAAGUAAAUAAAAUACCUGAUGAAGAAAAUAAAAUAACUAAUGAAGUAAAUAAAAUACCUGACGAAGAUAACAAAAUAACUAAUGAAGUAAAUAAAAUACCUGAUGAAGAAAAUAAAAUACCUAAUGAAGUAAAUAAAAUACCUGAUGAUGACAAGGAUGAGACCGAAAGAGAUGAAACGCCGCUUAAUCAACAGCCUGUGGUGUUGCCUGGGGGAAUAGUGAUGCCUCCGCCGAGGGUGGAAACGGUAAAUACUAGUUGGAAGACGCAACAGCUGACACAUGAGCAGGUUAAUGAUUAUUGCAAGAAGCUGUUCAAGUUUAAAACUGUUAAUAUUAUGCAUUUUAGGCGGUGGGCAGACAGACGCAAGUACGCCAAGGCCCGAAAGACGCUUCAAUACCCUACGUUACCAGAAGGCACUAAACUUAUCACCAUACCCGCUCAACCUGCCAACGGACAGGACAAUGGCGGUAAGGCGAGCAAGCGCGACUGGGUGAUGAACAUGAACGGGCGCAGUUACCUCUCCGUGUUCCAUGAGUACGUGCGUCGCGCUCUGCAGAAGCAGCCCGUCUACGAGUUCAAACAGCUAGAAAACGCUUCAUCCCCGUACCAAGCCACAGUAUACAUAGGUGGCAUGCAGUACGGGUCCGGUCGUGGUUCGAGCAAGCGACAGGCAAAGUCCGCCGCCGCGAGGGCUUCCAUACAUAUUCUGAUACCGGAGAUGAGGGCUGAACUAGACGCGCCCCAAGCUGAUCCAGAUUUCACUUUCUUCGACUACGUGGGCAUCGAAGACCCGCGGAUCUCGGAGUUCUGCGCGGCGACUUGCGAGCCGUCGCCGCACGCCAUACUGCGGACGUGUCUCCUGCGCAACUUCGGCGCGCAGGACCGCCAUAUACACACCGAGAUGAAAAAAUUGGAAUACCAGAAGAUCGAGCUGACCAUGCGCGUGGGCCGCCACUCCGCCACCGUCGUCUGCAAGAACAAGAAGGCGGCCAAGCAGCGCGCCAGCCAGGCCAUACUGCAGGCGCUGCACCCGCACGUCCGCUCGUGGGGCUCGCUGCUGCGCCUGUACGGCUCGCGCUCCGUCAAGAGCUGCAAGGAGAAGAAGAUCGAGGAGCAGCAGAUCACCCUGCUGCAAGACAAGGCUCGUCACAACGAACCAAACUACGCCGUACUAGAAAAGCUUCGCAACGAAAUGAGGAAACUGAAGGAAAGGGACGAGGCCGUGGUCCCGAUCGGCACUUUACUCGUCAAGGACGACCUACCCACGCAUUCCGGCUCCAACCUCAACAACGUGGACCUCUAAGAAGAAACUAGACCUGAGAAGCACACAACCUAGACUUGAGGGGUACCUUGGAUGAGGAGGUAUUCUCGCAUCGGUUUCCUCAUCACCGAGGGUCGUAGCCACUUCUAGGGAACAGCUUCUGUUUGACAAAACGAACGAAUGCGAACGGCUAAGGAGUGGAAUUCACUUCCUGCAAAUCUAUUCCCAGUCCACUAUAACUUGGACCUUUUUAAAUCGAGAGUGAAUAGACAUCUUUUAGGUAAGCAUGUUCCAUCCUUACCUCAUAAAAAAGCGCUGGUGGCCUAGCGGUAAGAGCGUGCGACUUGCAAUCCGGAGGUCGCGGGUUCAAACCCCGGCUCGUACCAAUGAGUUUUUCGGAACUUACGUACGAAAUAUCAUUUGAUAUUUACCAGUAGCUUUUCGGUGAAGGAAAACAUCGUGAGGAAACCGGACUAAUCGCAACAAGGCCUAGUUUACCCCUCUGGGUUGGAAGGUCAGAUGGCAGUCGCUUUCGUAAAAACUAGUGCCUACGCCAGAUCUUGGGAUUAGUUGUCAAGCGGACCCCAGGCUCCCAGGAGCCGUGGCAAAAUGCCGGGACAACGCGAGGAAGAAGAAGAUGUUCCAUCCUAGACUGCAUCGGCACUUUCCAUCAGGUGAGAUUCUGGUCAAAUGCUUAUCCUUUCGUAAUAAAAAAAAAAUCUGCCAUCUUCGUGUAGGACACCGUGGAACGUAUCCUGAACGAAUUUGGUCUGUCCAUCGUAUUGGAUUCCUGCAUCUCGGCCGACUGCAUUCGAUUGUAUCAAUGAUAACCAACAUGUCCAUCAUUGGCAGCAUGGUUCCAUUUUAAUCGCUUGUCACUAUGCCUGUCACUUUCGCACUUACUUGUUAGAACGUGACAGACAGGCAUGGAGUAUGUAUGUAUGAGAACGCAACUCGUGCGAGCAGUUCAAAUAGUAGAUUGGUAGAUAUGUUUGGUUGUGAUGUUCAUCUAGGAUCGAUACUUUAGUACAAUGGCCUAUGUUGACUGCUCAUAGGUGGACCUUAUUACGAAAUGCAUAAGGUCCACCGAUGGACAGAUGUGUUGCUGUUUGUUUGCCUUGACUUUAGGUACUCAUAAUAUUAAAUCUAUUAUAUUAAAUAUAAACUCGUAUUUCACGAUUGAUAUGUUCAUGAUAUUUUAAUAAUAUAUAUGUUCAAGCACGAAAUUAUAUUCGUGGUAUCGGAAAAAUAUUGGCUGAAGUGGACCUUAACACCUAGCUGCUUUAUACGAAUAUAAAACCUUAGGAAUUCAAAUUUUAGCACUUAUUAUUACGUAUUCAAUCAACAUGUAUAUGCCUUUUAAAACUUUAUUUUAUUUAAUCUAGUGUCCAAUAAAAUAUAUACAUUAGAAAUAAAUUAACAAACGUUAAUAAUGUAAGGGCAAUUGAAACCAGUAAAUUAGAAUUAGAUAACAAGAAAUCAGGUUUUCCCGAGGGUCUACAGUGUGGGGUUCUUCAAAAAGCAGUGUACAGGUUUUUAAAAGGUCGGCAACGCGCAUGUAACACCUCUGGAGUUGCAGGCGUCCAUAGGCUGCGGUGACUGCUUACCAUCAGGCCGUAUACUUGUUUGCCACCGUCGUGGUAUAAAAAAAAAUCAUUAGUAACUAGGAAUAUUAUAACUAAUAUACCAGCAAGUAUUAUAAUGUGUAUUAAUAAUCUCGUGACAAAAUAGUUGUUAUUUAGUAAUAGUUACGCUUUAAACCAAUACGCCCUAACUACGCACUAAGCUACGUUUUAAAAAAUCGCGCUCUUAAAUCUCUUAUGUAAAAAUACCAUCGGUUUGGUGAAUAUAUAUAUUUUCGAAAUGUUUCUUAAGGAUUAUUUUUUAUUUAUUUAUAUGGAAUAGUAACUAGGCAUUAGAAUAUAUUUGAAAAAAAAAAUAACGUGCUAAGUUCAUCAGAGAUGUGAUAAUUGUCCUGUACUAGAGUAUAAAUACAUGUAAGAAAUAAAUCUGCUUAAAUUUACCUAUUUGAGAUACAAAAAAAAAACACCAAUAUAUGUUCUGAAUUCCGUUUCAACUGUAGAUAAUUGAGUACGAAAAACGUUGAUAUCGCUGGAGGCCUGGG
Molecule: messenger RNA, 4932 nt
Organism: Cydia pomonella (codling moth)
Lineage: Eukaryota; Metazoa; Arthropoda; Insecta; Lepidoptera; Tortricidae
Gene: pasha
Product: microprocessor complex subunit DGCR8
Exons: 13
Coding region: 495-2849 (784 amino acids)
Biological process (GO): primary miRNA processing
Cellular component (GO): microprocessor complex
Molecular function (GO): identical protein binding; primary miRNA binding; double-stranded RNA binding
Source: RefSeq, a predicted model, not a curated record